CUGUGGUGCAUUUUUUGUUAUUUUUUGCUUGGAUGACAAACCAAACCACCCACCAAAGCUCCUGAGCAUUCAAAGAAAAAUAGAAAAGUUACAUUUCAUAGAACUCUAAACCAUUCCUUUCUAUAUUUCUAAAUUAAUUUCCCACUGGUAAGAUUCGAUUCUUACAAAAGUAUUUGUUCAAUAAAAUGGCCGAAGAAUCACCGGCCUAAGACUGAAGGGGGACUGCAAAUAUGGGUUCAGAUAUUUCUGACUUCAUUGACAAGAAGACUUUCCAGGAGAAGAAGGAGCAUUUAUUUUUAUUACAUCGAAGAGCCAAUGAAGAACAACUUACAAAUUUUCACUGCUUUGAAUCUUGUGGAGUUUACUUCUCUCUUCAUUCGGUGAAAAUGAGGUUCUACGGCGUGCUAUUCGAGUAAGAAAGGUGCCCAAGCAGGGUUCGUGCUUCCUUUCAAUGGAUAACGGCAACAUGAAAAAACUGGCAACUGUAAGAAUUCUUAAAGAAAUUUAGAGAGCCACGUGGAAAUGAAUACAUGAGCUGUUUGACCUUAUAUGUGGCACAUCAACUGGUGACAUGCUUGCAGUUGCUCUUGCAAUCAAGCUCAUGUCUUUAGAAAAGUGUGAAGAAAUAUAUAAGGACCUUGUUUCUUUGCAAAGGAGAUGCGGAGGAUAUAUACAAUUUGCUUUGUUUAAGAGCCGGACUUCCUCAAAGGAGACGCGGAUGAUAUCAACAACUUGCUUUGACGGGUUAUCAAAAUCAUGCCUCUUUUCUGAUCCUCACUAUUAUCAGGUAUGUUUCCACCAUUUAGAGAAUUUUCCUUGGCCUUUUGCAUUUCGAAGUUUCUUUGCAGAUGUUCUAGCCGACAUGUAGGCUGCUUUGAGUUGUGCUUAAUAACGAUGAAGAAAGUAAUUUAAAAAAUGUAUGUAAUUCUUGGCCUUAUACGAAGUAUUAUGAGAUUAUUAUGGUUUUAUACUAAGAGACAUUUUGGGGUUUUAAACACCCCUGGCAUGGUGAUUCACAUUGGUGGUGGUUAUGGGUCAUAUAAUCAUUGUAAUCGAUUCAUUGUGAUUUGGAGAGUUGGAGCACAACUCUACUCUAUAGCAUGCAAGAGUUCAAGUAGGACAUGAGUUUUACACUAAAACUCUGCAUUUUUCGAGUAAAGAUGGACGACUUAU
This is a messenger RNA of Cuscuta campestris, 1173 nucleotides long. Lineage: Eukaryota; Viridiplantae; Streptophyta; Magnoliopsida; Solanales; Convolvulaceae. The record is from the annotation of a GenBank genome assembly.